CAGUUUACAUGUAGCCCCUCCCUUUCCUCCAUCAGGGAAUAUUCAUACAUUUUUGCUGAAGCACUCCAAGUAGUGGCAGAUCCUGGUAUUCCAUGGAACAAAAUACAUGUGUGGAGGAGAAGUUUGGUGUGCAUAAAUGUUGCAUAUCCUUCUCAAAUUAUCUAUCAAGAGAAGACCUUAGCUGAUCAGAACCACCAGGUCACCUCCUGCUAAUAUAUCAAAUGUACUAAACUCUUUUCCCUUCUGUUUUGACAUUACAGCACAGGAAAUUAUGGCUCAGGGAUGUCUUAUGGUCUGCAGGCUGUUGUUGCUUCUCUGGACUCUGCUGAUGGCGCACCCAGAGGUCUCCGAUUGUUCCGAAUGCCCCCCUGGUUGCAGCUGCUCUUUCACGGUGUGGUUUGUUCGGUGCUCCAAUGCCAGCCUCUCUUCUCCUCCUGCUGGCUUCCCGCAUGCCACGGUGGAGCUGGACCUCCAGUUCAAUUGGUUUGACAGCCUGCCUGCAGCCUCUUUCCCCAGUUUGCCAGACCUCACCACACUUUACCUUGGAAGCAGCCGUGUGCACCUAAUUGAGCUGGGAACCUUUCAAGGGGUGAAUAAUUUGUACCAUCUCUAUCUGGACAAUAACCUCCUUGAAGAGAUUCCAGCAGGGGCCUUUGAAAACCUGACCAGUCUAGUCUUCCUGCAUCUGCAGCGCAACCGUAUCACUUCUCUUUCACCAGAUGCAUUUUCCUCUUUGAAAAGGCUGAGUGUCCUAGACUUAAGCCACAACCUACUGGCUGAACUUUCAGACAGGUGCCUUAAUGGUCUCCAGCAGCUGCGCCAGCUUCAUCUCAGCUCCAACCUCAUCUCCAACAUGUCCACCCGAGCUCUUCCAGGGAGCUUGCGCACACUGUACCUUGACUGGAACAGGCUGAAGAGUGUGCCAUAUGCCGUCUGUAACUCUGUCACACUCUCCAGCCUUCACCUCAGUGGCAACCCAAUCAGGGAUCUGACCUCUCUCUCUUCUGGGAGGAAGCUCAGCUCCUUACGGCAGCUGUUCUUAGAAAAUCUGCUUCUGGAGAAGAACAUCACCAGCUCAACUUUUAAAAGGCUCCGCAGACUUGAGGUUUUGAGCCUCAGGAACAAUAGUUUGGAAACACUGCCUUCCCUUUCAUCUCUCAAGUAUCUCUCUACUUUGCAUCUGACCGGGAACAAGUGGCACUGUGAUUGCAACCUGAUCUGGCUUCGUACCUGGCAGAAGAAGGUGAUGAAAAAGGAUCGUAGUCCAGUGGAAUGCAGUUCCCCAGAUGCCCUUCAGGGACAACAACUAGUGAAUAUAGAGUUACAGAAACUGACUUGUCCCCCUUAUCAAACCAAAUCUGACAUAAGCAGCUCCUCUGCAAAUAUAUUGAUGGCCUCUACACUACCUACUGUAGGAUCCUUGUCACAAGCUGCUACAUCACUUCCGGUUACUGUUUUCACUAAUUUCACUACCAGCAGGAUAACCUCCACCAUCAAAUCUACUACUCGCAAUAACGCUGCCACAGGUCAAACAACCCACAGUAACCAUCGCACAGUAGAACAACAUGACCCUUGCCUCUCUCAUGAUAUUAUUAACAUCAGCACAAGGACAAAGGGUAGCACUGCCCUACUGGUGAGCUGGUCUUCUUCAGGAGAUCAUAACCAAUUUGAAGUAUGGUGCAAGUCUUCUGUGGACCAGCACAGACUGAGAGUGAUUGGAGGAUUAACAGAGAUUGAACUACACCAUCUCCAGCCACAGACUACUUACAAAGUGUGCAUUAUUCCCCAGAAUGAGAACCUUGUAGAAUGUGUGGCCCCAACAGCUCAGCAAUGCACAUCAGGGCAUACCGGUGCUCCCUUUACGUCUCAGCACAACAAGUUAGCCCUGGGAAUUGGCGUGAGCAUUAUGCUUUUCAUACUUAUCACCAUGGCUAUCUUUGCCUUUUACAAGUGGCGGUUGCGGCCCAUCCAAUUCCAGCGCCACUAUGAUGAAGACGGGCCGUCUUCUCAGCAUCAAGGCAUUACUCAGUCCAAACCGACUACAGAAUCAAUCUAUGAGAACUUAGAAGAUGGCCAGCAUGUGACAGCUGCCAGUCAAUGGUGUGAAGAGAAGAUAGGCUGCACUUCUACUACCCCAUCCAGAUUUUCAUCUACACCAACGUAUGUGAGUCUGUAA
Messenger RNA from Pogona vitticeps (central bearded dragon), 2176 nucleotides. RefSeq names its product leucine-rich repeat transmembrane protein FLRT2-like. The record is from RefSeq and is a predicted model, not a curated record. Lineage: Eukaryota; Metazoa; Chordata; Lepidosauria; Squamata; Agamidae. Gene Ontology annotation, cellular component: plasma membrane. Gene Ontology annotation, molecular function: protein binding.